Messenger RNA from Megalops cyprinoides (Indo-Pacific tarpon), 1904 nucleotides. RefSeq names its product translation machinery associated 16 homolog (gene tma16). Bases 82 to 681 code for a protein of 199 amino acids. Gene Ontology annotation, cellular component: nucleus. The transcript is spliced from 7 exons. The record is from RefSeq and is a predicted model, not a curated record. Lineage: Eukaryota; Metazoa; Chordata; Actinopteri; Elopiformes; Megalopidae.
CAGUGGCGUACAACGUUCCUGUCUACAGUUAGAGGAUUUACACGUGUUGUUACUGUGUUGGUACUACCUAGAUAUCAAGAAAUGCCUAAGGCCUUGAAAAAUAAAGGAACGCAAGAGAAGAAGGUGGUUCAUCCAUACAGUAGGAAAGCAGCUUACAUUGCAAGAGGGGUUAUCAAACAAGAGAGAAAAGAGAAACUGAAGAAUGAAAAAGCCUUGCGACUAAAUGCAAUCGGUGAAAAGCUCCUUUGGUUCCAGAACCAGCUCGAUCCUGCGAAAGAAGAAUACACUAAGGAGGAUGCUUGCGAAAUCAUUGAACGGUAUCUGCAUCGCUUUGACACUGAGCUGGAGCAGAUAGAACUGGUGAAUGGAAUUAAAGGUAGGCAGGGACGCCUGCACGGAUCCAGAGAGAACGUCAUCAAACAGACUGUGGAACGCGAGAGAGCUCUCUACGAGGGAAACGGAUUUGAAAUUCCUGACAUUAUCAAUUGUAAACAUCUGAAAACAUUCAGAGAAUGGAACGGUGAUUUGAAGAAGCUUCCAAAUAUAAAAAUGCGCCGAGUGUCACCGAAAGCAGCUGGAAGUGUACAGAAAGACGUGCAGCAGGAGAGUCCCUCAGAGGAGCUGCAAGAGGACACCUUGUCUGAAGACUUGGAGGCAGAGUCGCCAGACGAAGAUUUAUAAUGGCCGUUUCAGACCGUUGACCCGGCGUACCAGCCAACCGUCAGAAAUCACUGACCCUAUCAGAUUGACUCUCAGUGAGACUGUAUCAGACACCAGCAAAAGGCAGUUGUUAAUGAAAUCUAAUUUGAUAGACUAGCAUUGUCUAUCUAAACUAGAGAAAUAGUACCGCCCAAAGAUGUAUGAACAUAUUAAUACAAUAUAUUUUAUUUCUGGGUAUUUAAAAUAAAUGUGAUAGCUGCUCAGAAUAAAUGCUCUGGGGUGUUCUACAUGCUUGACUUUUUAAUCAUUUCAUAUGGAGCCAUUUGUAUUUCUUGAAGGAAAAGGAACCAAAAGGAGAGCAAAUGAAAUUAGAAUUGACUGAUAAAAUACGGAACUCAUUUUCACAGCAAGAGAGAACAUUUGUCGUCAGGAUGCUGCUCAAACAUCCAGACUUUCACAGCAGAGACUGUUUGCCACAGACCAUGGCCUCCUGUUUCCUUUUUAGCAGUGCUUCAGAAAAUCAUAUCUGCAUCCCAAACCAGUAAAAUGUAUCUGUUCUUCAGUUUCUGUUAGUGACCAUCUGUGAAUCUUAUGUGAAAAGUGUCAGCAGUACUUAUGCUUAUGUACAUGUAUAGAAAUAGUGUGUCAUUUCAUUCCUUAUCUGAAUUUUUAAACUGGAUUUGGCUUUAUUAUCAACAAAAAUGUUAGAGUUAAAGAGUUAAAAUUUAUUACAGUGAAUAUACCUCACUUCCUUAUCUUUCAUGGCUAAAUAUACAUUGGCUGCAAUUUCAGUGAUCUGUUCCUACCUGUAAAGCAGACAGGAAAAUGCUGUUCAAUAACCUCUUUCUGUAAGUAGGAGACAUUGGUCUUUCUCCACCAGAAAUGUCACUGCUUGACUGAAAGUGCUUGGCUUUUCCUUUGUCCUGUAUGUGAAGACACUGACCUUCCUUCAAGCUACCACUGCCUCUUAGACUGAUAUUUAUCCACUGCAGUAAAGGCCUCUGGAUCAAUGCAAACCUUUGAUUUACUACUUUUAUAUGUUGGCUGUCCAGCUUUUAUGUUUUUAUUUAUUUGAGGAGGAGGAAAGGAAAGGAUAGCAAUCAAAAACUUGUUAAAAUUGCCUGUGAAAUUACUCUCUGACUGGUGAGAAAUAUGAAGAGCGCAAAAGACAUUUAUAACCUUGCUCCCUGCCGGUGUCUAAUCUGAAGUCGGCUGUUUGAAAGGUGUGUCUGAGUAGUUGGAAA